GCCGGCAAAGCGAGAGAAGUCAGAGUGGUAGACCUCGUGUUGAGGGUGACAUAGGGAGACAAAGCCAGGCACUUCCAAACACUUGACUGCUGUGAAGCCACAAUGGAGGAAGCCAGGUCCACGAUAUCCAAAAUAUUCAACGGGGAGCCACGCUCCUACACACGCUUCAACCUGACGCAGAACAUGGAGGGGGAGAACAGCCAGGUGGAGAUGAAGCUGUCCUCCGACAUGGACGAGGAGACGGGCAACCCCGUGGGAGAGCCCAACGGCUACACCCACAGCCGCAACUCCACCUACACAAGGAAGCCGCAGCGCACCCCGAAAAACGUCUGCUUCAUGGUCAUCGCCACUCUCCUAAUCUUCGUCAUCGGAUAUCUGAUUGGCUACCUGGCUCACCGCAGACAGGGCGAGGAGCCGGUCUGUGCCGCGUCCUCUGCCUCAGACAGCGAGACGGAGGCCCAGGGGUCGUCGCUGAUGGAGGUGGAGCCCACCCUGAACUGGGACGACAUUAAGAAGCUGCUGAGAGACAAGCUCAGCACGGACAGCCUCCAGAGGACAUUCAGUGACUUUUCUCGCAAUGACCACGAGGCAGGCUCCAAUGGAGAUGAGGUUCUCGGGACUCUGGUUUACAAAAGGUUCAACAGCUACAACAUGAACCCCUGGACCGACGAGCACUUCGUCAGAUUGCAGGGCCCUCCAACAGGCGCCAACAGAGUCCUGUUUAACGGCAACGAGAUCGGAAGUCCCCGUGGAUACCUGGCCUACAGCGCUGUUGGGAAAAAACAGGGUAAAGUGGUUUAUGCCAACUACGGCACCCAGGAGGAUUUUGCACACCUGCAGAGAGAGAGAAUGGAGCUGAAUGGGACCGUGAUCCUCGUCAGAGCUGGCCGCAUAAGCUUCGCAGAAAAAGUGGCCAACGCUGAGAGGCAGAACGCGGUUGCCGUGCUGAUCUACCCGGACCCUUUCGAGUACUCCAUCGGCGUGAACGAAGAGCUCUUCGGGCAUGUCCAUCUGGGCUCUGGUGAUCCCUACACCCCUGGGUUCCCCUCCUUUAACCACACCCAGUUCCCCCCGGCAAUGUCCUCGGGCCUGCCAGGAAUCCUGGCCCAGACCAUCACCGCCGAUAUGGCCACCAAACUCUUCAAAAAAAUGAGUGGGAAUAACGCUCCAAGCCAAUGGGUAGGACUGCUAGGCGGCGUGUCAUACAAGAUGGGCGGGGACAAUGACAAUGUGACGGUGGAGGUCAACAACGUCCUCACAGAGAAGAAGAUCCACAACGUGUUUGGUGUCAUUAAGGGAUUCGUGGACCCAGAUCGGUACGUUGUGUUAGGUGCUCAGAGGGACUCUUGGGGUACUGGAUUCGCAAAGUCAACAGUGGGCACCAGCCUCCUGGUGGAGCUGGCGCGUGUCAUCUCGGACAUGGUGAGGAAAGAUGGAUUCAAGCCCCGGAGGAGUAUUGUCUUUGCGAGCUGGAGUGCUGGUGAAUUUGGGAGCGUGGGCGCCACCGAGUGGCUGGAGGGCUAUUUGUCUUCUCUGAAUCUGAAGGCUUUUACCUACAUAAAUCUGGAUGGUGCUGUCUCAGGGGUUGAAACGUUUCAGGCCUCUGCUAGCCCGCUGCUGUAUGGCCUUAUCGAGGGAACGCUGAAGGAGGUGGACUUCCCAACUGGGCCCAGCGGAAGAACGAUCUACGCGCAAGUGGCCAAGGCGAACUGGGAGGCUGAGGUGAUGGUCCCCAUGAAAAUGGAUGACUCCGCCUACCCCUUCGUGGCCUUCACCGGUAUCCCGUCGGUCUCCUUCAGUUUCGCCAAGAAAUUUCGAGAUUACAAGUUCUUUGGGACAUUGUUGGACAACAAGGACAAUUUGAACGCUGCCACAGAUUACCGCCUGCCUCAGGUUGCCGUGGCAGCCGCACAGGUGGCUGGGCAAAUGGCUGUGAGGCUGGUUCAUGACCACCUGCUGAAGCUAGACAUCCAGAGGUACAAGACCAAGAUCCGCUCCUACGUGUCCAAGAUUAACCGUCAGGUCUACCAGCUGAAACAAUCCGGCACCCUUCCCGAGAACCUGACCGCGCAGUGGCUGAUCAUGGCGUCUGGCUCCUACAGCCGCGCCACCAGCAACCUGCUGACCCGCAUCGAGAACAGCGACCUCACCGACGUUGAGAUGUGCCGCAUCAUCAACGACCGCCUCAUGAGGGUGGAGCACAACUUCCUCUCUCCGUACGUGUCGCCCAAAGAGACCCCGUUCCACCACAUCUUCAUGGGGUCGGGCACCCACACGCUGGCCGCGCUGGUGGAGCACCUCGACGCCCUGAAGGAGGGCUCACCCAGCGCCAACACCAACCUUUUCCUCAACCAGUUCGCCCUGGCCACCUGGACCAUCAAGGGCUGUUCCAACGCCCUGGAGGGGGACAUCUGGGAGCUGGACAACGAGAUGUAGAACCCAAACAGCGCGCAGAGCGACCACCGCGGGACAGAAAACAAAAUAUUUGUCUUCAGCCAAAUAGGCAAGGUUCUCCGAUUAGAAAAUGACCAAGGUGCUUCGGAUACCGAGCAAUCUCUCUUGUACCGAUUCAUAUCCCACGUGUGGUCAUCAAAUUUCAGUCCAAAACCACAAAACUGAUUGAUUAAAUUAAAGAAAAAACAUUACCAGAGAAAAAUAAGUAAUUUAAAGGAAAAAAAAGUUCCAGUAUUUGAAUUUUGAAUUGAUCAGAAAUAUGUUGGUUCCUUUCUCCAACUAUCAGGAGUCAAUGCCAUGUUCUUUCAGUAAACUAUCAUAGCAGUCAAACAGACAAUAGCUCACAACUUCUUCAAGCAAAUUACAACAUAAUCCAGUGUUUGACCUGUAGAAGCUAUCUCCGCUAAACAAUACUCUUAGUGGUUUUGGCACAAAAGUACCAAAGUUAAUACAUAGAACAUACAGGUCAGUGUGGCAGUAACAUGGUGCUUAAGUAUUGUACCUCACGAACAAUUAUUUUGCAACCCAUAUGAGACUGUAGGUCUUCCUAACCGUUACUAUGCUCUGAUUUGUUGAAAUCUCGAGAUGGCAUGAAACCUGAAUGGCACUGACAACAUUUGAGGGAAUCACAGAUGUAAAACUGAAUCACACUAUGAAACUCUUUAGGAAAGGGACAGGACCAUAGUACGAUGUGUCAGUAACUCACCUCCCAUUGCUGACUUCCUAUCUUUUUUCCUGUGACUGAGGUGUCAAUAUAGCUUAAUUUCAUUAGUCAGUCUGAGAAAAGUGCCGUUAUCCCUUCCAGAAUUGAAUGAUUCAAGUACGUUACCUUCUCCAGAAGACAGUAUUCAUUUCCCUCGAUGUAAAAGAUUUUUUUUGUUGUUGUUUGUUCAUUUUUUAAGAUGGGAAGAGAAAAGGGUCUUCACCAUUUGGCACUGAGAUAUAUAUUUAUUUGUUAUGUUAUUUAUUUAUCAGUGACAGGGUUCACUAUAAAUAGUGGGUUUUUUAACGCCUUUUUAAUAUAUAAUUAUCGGAAGCAGUGCCUUCCAUAAUUAUGACAGUUAUACUGUCGGAUAUACAAAGCAGCAUCUGCUUCAGAAAUAAACUUGUUACCAACAGCUGUUACUGGAAACCGCUACAUUGGAAGGCGGGGGUCGGGGUAGUCCAGCACUCGACGAUUAGUCAAACACGUACAGAUGUGUUUUUUUUUUUUUUUUUUUUCCUUAAAUGUUUUACUUCUUUGUCCAAAAAAUUAAUAAAUAAUGGGACACUAAAGGACAAGCAGCAAAUAUUUGUGUCACACGUCACUACAGAUCACUGGCCGUUUCUGGUACACGCAUUUUGGUACAUUUGUAUUUCUAAUCCUAAAGCAUUAUCGGGGGCAGUGUUUCCCAUAAUGCGGAGAAGAAGGUAGUUUUUGCCUACCAGCAUGUGUAUAUAUCGAGGGCAGUGUCUCUCAUAUUUCACUGUAGGGUGGAUAUAAUUAUCGGGAACAGUGUUUCCCAUAAUUUUUUAUAUACAGUAUCGUCUGCACUUACAAACUACUGCAAAGCUUCACAUCUGUCGUUCAUGUCAUCAUAACCUUAGUUAAGGCCAGGGGACGGAAGUCUCGGGCACUGUCACCUCCGUCCCGGCUAGCACUGGUUGGUCAAUGAAAAAUGGCUGGGAUCCCAGCUGAAAAAUAAGCAAGGAAUCCAUCUUUUACUGGUUGGAAAAGAAAAGAAAAAGUGAGAGGGUAGAAGAGGCUUAAUGUUUCCAUUACCAUCUUAUGUAAGACCUUAGGGUGGCUUUUGGGGUUUCUUUUUUUUUUUUGUUUUUUGGUUUUUGUUUCUUUGUAUGAUUCCAUUACUGUGGUUCUUCUUAGGACAUUACCUGACUUCUUUUUCAUGUAUUUGGCUUACCUGUGCCUGCUGCAAACGUUAAGAACGUUAUGUAUAUGCCGUAAAUAAUGCAGAACUUGCGCACUAGAAUUUCUCUUGCUUUUGCAUUCCCAACUCCUUCUGCGUCCUGUUAUUCUAAUUCUGUCUUUCAGUUGUUUUAAACUCUGAGGCUGUUUUGAUAAGUGGGUCAUUGAAAUAUGAUAGGAGGAACGCUCUUAUAUUUUUUUUACAAAUUGGUAAAACUUAAAUGUUUUGCUUGUGAAAACAAACUCAUUGAGACUGUGGGUAAUGCUUGUAACAGUCUGAAUAUGAAACGUGAUUUUCUUUGCAAAGUACUAUGAAAAAAUUGUCUUUGAAUAUGAGUGGUGCAAAAAAAGUUGGAAAAUGCAAAUACACAACAGGGUGGGGAAAUUGGUGUCCUGGGAGAAAAAAAAAACAAAAGCCUGAUGACUCUCAGGAAGUUAAAUUUGGGGAAAGGUGUUUAAGGUCUUUUUCCCCCAAUGAGAGUUUGGAGAAAUGAUUUUCAUUGUCAAAAACAGGAAGUCAUUUUCAUUGUUAAGUCAUUCCUUCCUGUGAAGAGCUCGGGUCAUUACCUGUGAGAUUUUGGACAUUAACCUUGUGUGCUUAUCACAAAAACAGAGAUGGGGAAUAAAUAUCCAUUGGGAGAGAUCUGAUUGUCCCCUGGGCACCCUUCCACUCGUUGAUGCGAUAAAAGCCUUUUUUUUCCAUCUGUGUAGUGCUUGUGGCAUGUUAAGCAUACGUUGGACAUUUUAAAAUGAGCACUGACCCCCAUCCAUCUCUUACUGCUUCAUAAUUAACAUUAAAGGAGACUGAAAUUCACUGGCACAGUUUUUGACCAGCAUGCACUUUUAGCAUGAUGUAACAAUUAUACAAAUGCCAUAUAGUAUAGAUACUGAGAGAUUGGCACAGCAUUUACCAAAAUAGGUUUUAAAGCAGUGAGCAAACUCAUUGCCAUAAGCCUAAUGGAAGAAGUCACUUUUUUUUGAAAACCCCUUCAGUUUUGUGAAGGGAACUUCAGUCAAGGCAAUGUUGCAGCAACGGUGUUCUUUUAAAUUGUCCAACGGUUCGCUCUCUGAGUAUUACUUCUGGUACAGUAUGAUGAAAAAGAUUUUAGCUCUGCUGUUUAUGUUAAAAGUU
Megalops cyprinoides (Indo-Pacific tarpon) is the source of this 5492-nucleotide messenger RNA. RefSeq names its product transferrin receptor 1b (gene tfr1b). Gene Ontology annotation, cellular component: external side of plasma membrane. Gene Ontology annotation, biological process: intracellular iron ion homeostasis; transferrin transport. Lineage: Eukaryota; Metazoa; Chordata; Actinopteri; Elopiformes; Megalopidae. Bases 103 to 2436 code for a protein of 777 amino acids. Gene Ontology annotation, molecular function: transferrin receptor activity. The transcript is spliced from 18 exons. The record is from RefSeq and is a predicted model, not a curated record.